AAGGAAUCAUUAAGCUGUGAUGGUUUUAUUAAAUGGAUACCAAUUUUUGAUAUUGAGAAUAUAAAACUACUCGAACAGGGAGGAUAUUCAAAAAUAUAUUCAGGCAUAUGGAAACCAUUCAAAUCAAAAAAUAAAUUUAAUAACAAACAAAAACUUCCAAGUUUGAAUGUCAUUUUGAAAGUUUUGAAGAAUUCACAGGAUUUAAACGAUAAAUUUCUCAAUGAAAAGUGUCUUGGAGUAUGCGUCAUACCUUUUUAUGGGCUAACAAAACAUUUGGAAACAUCAGAAUAUGUGAUGAUAAUGAAACAAGCAACUCAAGGAGACUUGCGUAACUUUAUAUGUUCUCAUAAAUCUAAAAUCUCAUGGGAAAAAAGAGCAAUUAUACUUGUCAACAUUGCAAAAUCUUUAAAUUCACUUCAUAAAUUAGACAUUAUCUAUCGAGAUUUUCAUAGCCGAAAUAUCCUUAUUGAUGAUAAUAUGAAAGUGUUUAUCAGUGACUUUGGUCUUUCUGGACCAGUAAAUUUGCAAAUAGCUUUCUUUACUCCACCAUUUAUGGAUAGAUCUCAUGAUAUUCAUUUAGCUAUUGACAUUGUGUCGAAAGAUGUUCGUCCAUUAAUUAUAGAUGGCAAUAAAAUUCCUAAAUUUUAUGAAAGUAUUAUGAAGCAAUGCUGGAAUAAUGAUCUGUUAAAGAGACCUAAUUCAUCACAAUUAGUGUCAAAAUUUAACAAGAUCAUUGGAUUGAGUAAGAGAUAUGACUCGAAUAAGGCUAUUUAUAAAGAAUCUAAUGCAGUGAAAAUAAAUGGUCUGAGCUUUAUGCAAGAAAAUGCUUCCACGUCUAAAGUUCAGAAAUCGCCCAAAGAUGAAUUAGAAGCUGUAGAUGAAGAUUAUCAAACUUGGGAAAUUGAGUUUAAUUUGUAUCUAUCAGAAUAUUUAUGUCAUAUUGAUUUAUCAUCUGAAUUCAAAUUUAAAAGAUUUUUUCCAUUUAAAAGAUAUUCACCACCUGAUAUUGAUUUGCCUUUACAUAAACCCCAACAUUCAUUUGAAGACUUUGAUGAUAAUUAUGCUGAUAAUUAUGAAAUUGAUAAAAGAUAUACAACUCAAAAAUACAAAUUUACUUAUAAUG
Dentiscutata erythropus is the source of this 1123-nucleotide messenger RNA. The record is from the annotation of a GenBank genome assembly. Lineage: Eukaryota; Fungi; Glomeromycota; Glomeromycetes; Diversisporales; Gigasporaceae.